AUUUCGUUCCGUCCCCAUCGCCUUGCGUUCCUUCUUCUUCGGCCUAGGGCAGUUUCUCCAUUCGCUUUCCAAUCCGAAAAUUUGCUGGGGGCAGCUCCGGAUCUCUCUGAGCCCGCUCAAUUAUACCUCAGAUAGCAUCAUCUUGUCUGUCCUCUUUAACAUACUCUCGUUGAUGGUGCUAUCGUAUUCUUGAAAACCUUCUGUACUUUCUCCAUCUGAGCAUACUGCUAUAUUGCAUUUGUUCUUUAACAGUCACCUGCUUUGAGGUGCCAUUUUCCACUUGGAUACCCAUGGCUAAAUCCAUUUUGAGAUUAUUACAUAUCUUUUGUUCUAGCUGUUUCUGGCGUUUUUCUUCCUAUCCAUACAUCAUCACUUUGCUUCCCCAAUAUUGUUGGUUCCUGUGCUCUUUCCAAAGUUUCCUUGGAACUUUGAGCUUUGGAAGAUGUCAAGGAGGACAGAAAAUGCUGCUUCCACCAAAUCAGUUGAAUUGGUCAAACAAGAAGACCAUUUGGAGUUUGAUGAUCCUGACGAGGAAGAUGAAGAGGAAGAAGUUGAGUAUGAAGAAAUUGAGGAGGAGGUUGAGUAUGAAGAGGUAGAAGAGGAAGAGGAAGAGGAGGAGGAAAAAUCUGAAGUUGCGUGUGAAGGUGAUGCUAAACAUGACAGUAAAAUGGUGGAUGUUGAUCAAAAGGAUGAGGAUGAAAAAGAGAAGCAUGCUGAGCUUCUUGCUCUUCCUCCUCAUGGAUCUGAAGUGUACGUUGGGGGCAUCUCCUCAGAUGUAUCUUCUGAAGAUCUCAAAAAUCUAUUCGAGUCGGUUGGAGAAGUCGUGGAAGUGCGGAUACGAGGAAAGGGGGAUAACAAGCUAUAUGCUUUUGUUAAUUUCAGAGCUAAAGAACUGGCUUUAAAGGCUAUCCAAAAGUUAAACAAUAAGGACCUAAAGGGAAAGAAGAUAAAAGUUUCUUCCUCUCAGGAAAAGAACAGGCUAUUUAUUGGGAAUGUACCCAAACAUUGGACACAGGAUGAUUUCAAAAACGUAGUGGAAGAAGUUGGUCCUGGAGUUUUAAAAGUUAAUCUCCCGAAGGCACCACGUUCAGAUCGCCAUAAGGGUUAUGGCUUUAUUGAAUACUACAACCAGGCAUGUGCAGAGUAUGCUAGGCAGAAGAUGUCUACCCCAGAAUUCAAACUAGAUACAAAUGCUCCUACUGUCAACUGGGCAGAUCCUAAGAAUAGUGGUGAAUCUGCUUCUACUGCACAGGUUAAAUCUCUAUAUGUCAAAAACCUGCCCAAGACUGUUACUGAAGAGCAGCUGAAAAAUCUGUUCGAGCAUCUUGGAGAAAUUACAAAAGUUAUUCUUCCUCCUGCAAAAGCUGGUCAUGAAAAUCGGUACGGUUUUGUUCACUUUAAGGAACGGUACAUGGCUAUUAAGGCUUUGAAGAACACCGAGAGAUAUGAACUUGAUGGCCAGGUACUGGAUUGUUCACUUGCAAAAGCUGAUAAGAAGGAUAAUACUGUAUCAGUACCUACUGCGAAAGGAGGUCCAUUGCUGCCAAGUUAUACCCCACUUGGAUAUGGACUAGCGGGGGCCAAUCCACUUGGAAAUGGACUGGCAGGCGCUUAUAAUCCACUUGGAAAUGGACUGGCAGGUGUUUAUAAUCCACUUGGAAAUGGAUUGGCAGGUGCUUAUGGUGUGCUUCCUGCUCGUGCUGCACAGCCAAUUUUGUAUGCUCCAGGUGCUCCUUCAGCUUCAACAAUGACCCCAAUGGUUCUGCCAGAUGGCCGUCUUGUAUAUGUACCACAACCUGCAGGUCAGCAGACUGUGCAUCUGGCUUCGCCUCCGGCGCAGGAAUGUGGUCGUCAUUAUGGUGGCAGCGGCAGCAGCGGUGGUGGAUCCAGCUCCGGUGGAAGGCGGCAGAGAGGAGACGACCGUGGUAGUAAUAGCAACUACAGCCGCAGGGGCCGACACCGUCCCUACUGAUGUUUGCAAACGUUGCUGUUAGGCUGUUAGUGCUUAGAAGUUAGAAGAACCUAGCACGAAGAAAGAAUGGCUCUGUUGCAGUACCUGGCUGGAAACUGUGCUUUCUAGGGGUUUUUAUUUUUGUCGGUCAGCUUCAAACUGCCGUAGAGCUCAUAAUACUGCAAACCGCAGAUGUGGCUUUGGAUACAGUUGUAGUUCUGUGUAUUCAUCCAGCUUCAAGAAUAGUUGUGACGUGUUCGCUGCUCUGGUCAACAUUUGUGCCCCUUUGAUCA
Molecule: messenger RNA, 2244 nt
Organism: Panicum hallii
Lineage: Eukaryota; Viridiplantae; Streptophyta; Magnoliopsida; Poales; Poaceae
Product: heterogeneous nuclear ribonucleoprotein Q-like
Exons: 9
Coding region: 443-1972 (509 amino acids)
Cellular component (GO): nucleus
Molecular function (GO): mRNA binding
Source: RefSeq, a predicted model, not a curated record